AAACCGUGCGGUUAGAAGAGGCCAGAUUUGGAAAUUAAAGAUGAAAAUCUUUAUAGUACUCGUGGUAUUAGCAGCUGCAGCCGCUGCAGGAGUCACUAACAAUGACCGAGAACAGGCAGCAGCACUAGAAAAUAAAGAGCUUCAUCUACCAGAUAUAGUAGAUAAUAAUGAGUUGGAUGUACCAGAAAAAAAUGAGCCCAAUGUACCAGACCGGCCAGACAAUACUGAACUGGAUGUACCAGAGGAUGAAAUAGGAGAAGAGGACGAGGAAACUGGUCUAGCAGCUGCCCGUAAUAAUCUCUCUUUGGGAACUUUUGGUGCUGACGAUAGGUUGAUGUCUAGGAUCACUCAUAACGUCGCUGCAGCUACUUUAUUGAUACAUGAUCAAGAAAUAACCUUCCGUGGAACAAGAGGAACUAAUAUCACAGCAAUCAGGGUUAAUCAAGUUGGAACAAAUACUCCCAUAGCAACUCGAGUUGCUGGUGGUCUUGGAUCAGAAUUUGUCACAAUCCGAAUUCAAUCCGGUAGAGGACGAGCAUUCUCCUACACAAUCUUAGUUUACGCAGCCAUUAAUUGCUCAAAUAAUUGAAUUCGUCAUCUUAAAUAAGUUGUAACUGUUCGAGGUAUCUCGAAUUGUUUCAAGCCACAUGAGAUCCCGUAGUUAUUAGCAUUGCUCGACAAUCGGUGCGACGAGAAACGAAUCGAGUUACCUCGUCAAAUAGAUAAGUGGGUACGCCAUGUAAAAUAUAAUUAAUUUAAUAUUUCUCACGAGGCUUAUGA
This is a messenger RNA of Spodoptera litura, 780 nucleotides long. RefSeq lists its product as uncharacterized. NCBI's taxonomy places the organism in Eukaryota, Metazoa, Arthropoda, Insecta, Lepidoptera, Noctuidae. The record is from RefSeq and is a predicted model, not a curated record.